AUGAAUCCUAAUGAUAUAUUCAUAUUUGCUUUAAGGCAGUUCCAAAACCCAAAUUUGCAAAAAGAGUUUAGGCCAAUUAAUCGCACACUUGGUUUUGAUCAUAUUUAUGUUAUUCAUCUUGAUUAUCGAACGGAUAGAUUUGCAAGAUUAAAUGAAAUAUCUUCUUAUCUUGGAUUAGACUUUGACUAUUUUCCUGCCGUUUCAAAAUAUGAUGAACAAUUUCUCCGCAGGUUUGGCACCGCAGAUAUGGACUUUUCCCAAAAAGCUUGUUUUUUAAGCCAUUAUUUAGUCUAUAACCAAAUAAUUGAUAAAGGCUAUAAUAGCACCUUAAUUUUGGAGGAUGAUGUAGACUUUGAACUUAACAUUACUGCUAUCAUGAAUGAUAUUCAUCAUGACCUACCUUCUUCUUGGGAAACAUUAUUCGUUGGCACUUGCCAAGAACGAGAAUUCCUUGUCGGUGAACGAGUAGGAAAAAGCUCUUCUCUCCAUAAGCUGUAUACGGCUUUGAGUACAAUGUGCAUGCAUGCUUAUGCCGUUUCGUAUUCGGGUGUUCGCAAAAUAGUAGAACUUCUUGACCCUGUGACUCCUUAUGCUACUGACAAUCCAUCUGAUAUCCCUGGAUCUUGGGAAACAUUCCAUAAUUUAUAUAAUUCAACUUUACGCUUUCUUGGGCAUAACGGGACUAACG
This is a messenger RNA of Racocetra fulgida, 688 nucleotides long. Lineage: Eukaryota; Fungi; Glomeromycota; Glomeromycetes; Diversisporales; Gigasporaceae. The record is from the annotation of a GenBank genome assembly.